GGCGCUCCCCGUUCCACGCGCUCUCUGCCAUGCUUACGUCAUGUUAUUGUUGAAGCGGUAGAAACCGUGUCGGCCUGAGGUGGGAAUUUUGGCACGCGGACGCUCGCCGUGACGUGGACGAACAAGUUUGUGAGAUAUCUGGCUUUAUACUCCUGUGACAGAUCGCGGCUCAUACGUGACGAUAUAUACCUGGUGAUAUACUACUGUUUUAUGUGCUUGGCGGUGUGGUGCUGCUGUCGUCUGUAAAUGAGACAGUUGCUUGAUUAGACUUGCCGUCAUCCAAGUACUUUUGCCAGACCCCAGUGUAGCUAUACCUUUUGAUGUCAGAACAGAUAAUUAAAAAGAAAUAACACUUCCUGCACUGAGCUAUCGGUUUCUUAUUUUUGCUGCGGUUGGAUAUGGGACUCCUCUUCGCCAAAUUAAUGGCCAUUUUCGGUGACCGAGAGCACAAGGUAAUCAUUGUUGGACUGGACAAUGCAGGAAAAACCACAAUCCUCUAUCAAUUUCUAACCAAAGAGGCCGUACAUACUUCCCCCACCAUUGGCAGUAAUGUGGAGGAGAUCGCUGUCCGGAAGACCCGCUUCCUAGUGUGGGACAUCGGUGGCCAGGAGAGCCUGAGGACCAGCUGGAGUUCCUACUACUGCAAUACAGAGAUUGUGAUCCUAGUUGUGGAUAGCACUGACCGAGAGCGCAUCACGUUAAAUAAAGAGGAACUGCAUCGUAUGCUAGCUCAUGAGGACCUCCAGAACGCUGCUGUGCUGAUCCUGGCUAACAAGCAGGACAUGAAGAACUCGAUGACUGCGGCUGAGAUUUCCCAGUGCCUGACCCUCAGCUCCAUCACAGGUCACUCCUGGCACAUCCAGGCAUGCUGUGCCCUCACCGGUGAAGGUCUACCUGCCAGCCUGGACUGGAUGCGUUCCCGUGUCUUGGCCAGCUAAGAUCCUUCCGCCAGCUGCCAUGGUAACGCACAACCCUUACCGGGACUACUUUUUAUAGACCUCUUCAGUACUCGGGCAAGGCCUUCAACACUGUGGAGGAGAUCUGCCAGGGAACAGUGGGACAAAGGACCUCUUAAGACAGGCUACACCAAACCUUUAUGUUUGACUAUCUUGUGCCUGCCUCUGGACAAAUGUGCAAGGACAAUCUGACAAGAAGACUUCAGGAUUCCCUGCUAUGGAACUGUGUAUGUGUGUGUAUGCAUAUGUACGUUUUCAGAACAUAUGACUACAAAGACUUUACUGAGCGUUGUUUUCCUGGAGCCACACAUGGCCAGACUGCAAUUAAGAGGCCAUGACCUCAGCCAAGAAGCGCCCAUUUUCACACGGUAGGGCAGUUUCAGUGAGGGGAUGAUCCUGCGACCAGAAGGAUUUUGGCCGCAGGAGAAACCAGGCCAUUCCGCUCACCAGAAGCCUAGUGUUAAACACUUACUUGAAAUGUCUAUGAAAGACAUAUUGAAGGUCAUUUGAUAUUGCGAGUGUUACGGCAUGCUGCAAGAAUGUUCAAAUCAGUAUUUUUAAAACGCUAAUGUAUUUUUUUAAGAAAAAUAAUAAUAAAUGUCUACGUUAAAGUGG
Messenger RNA from Paramormyrops kingsleyae, 1571 nucleotides. It is a transcript of the gene arl5c, whose product is annotated as ADP-ribosylation factor-like 5C. The record is from RefSeq and is a predicted model, not a curated record. Gene Ontology annotation, molecular function: GTPase activity; GTP binding. Lineage: Eukaryota; Metazoa; Chordata; Actinopteri; Osteoglossiformes; Mormyridae.